AUGACCAGAUUUUGGGUACAAAAGCUUGCAUCUCACACAGCGAUAGGUACCAAACGCGACAGUGAGCCAUCAUCAUCCAAGCGGCAGUCAAAAAGACUCAAGGAUCAAGCUGUCAAGGGCUAUAGCGAGGCAAUUGAUGACAGUGACGUUCAAGAGGACGAGGAUGAUGGCACUCCAAUGACGAGGCUCUUUUGGUUGUCGGGCGUUGGCCAAGCAAAGGAGAAUAUCGAUAAUGCAUGUGUGGAUGCACAGUGGAUCAUGAAUGGCUAUAACAUUACCAAGGAUUUAUAUCAAUAUCACAAUGACGUUGUCAAGCUGCCUACCAAGUCAUCCAAGGCAGCCAAGACAGCAUACGCCAGAGUUGACAAGUCAUUGAUUGCACCAAAGCCUGACAUCUUGAUAACAAAGGGUGGAGUUGAGUGCAUUGCUGGUGAAGUCAAGAAGCCCCAUACAAGAAAGAUUGCUGUGGAGACGGAUUUGUUCAAGCUAGGAAAUGUCAUGAAGUUGAUGCUGGAUGAAAUUAUUGAAUCGAAGAGCGGCCAUUAUGUUGUUGCUGGUAUUCACAUUCAUGGUUUUUCUUGUUGUACAUACAAGAUGGAUUUGAAGUACCAUGCGACAUACCGCCUUAUUGAGCUUGCGAAUUUCGACCUGAUGAAGAAUGCCAGCGAUUUCCGUUCAGCGGUAACAUCGUUCGAAGAAUUCCUCCAAGUAAAGAAUGUCAUCACCACCACCACCAAUUCUCAACCAAGCUGGAGGCGGCCAUCGUUUCUUCCCCCAAAAAACCAUAAAUAA
Lichtheimia ornata is the source of this 792-nucleotide messenger RNA. RefSeq lists its product as uncharacterized. The record is from RefSeq and is a predicted model, not a curated record. The coding region runs from base 1 to 792 and encodes 263 amino acids. Lineage: Eukaryota; Fungi; Mucoromycota; Mucoromycetes; Mucorales; Lichtheimiaceae. The transcript is spliced from 6 exons.